Molecule: messenger RNA, 1151 nt
Organism: Polistes dominula (European paper wasp)
Lineage: Eukaryota; Metazoa; Arthropoda; Insecta; Hymenoptera; Vespidae
Product: LETM1 domain-containing protein 1
Biological process (GO): intracellular monoatomic cation homeostasis
Cellular component (GO): mitochondrial inner membrane
Molecular function (GO): ribosome binding
Source: RefSeq, a predicted model, not a curated record
UGAAUAAAUAAUACAAUAAUGUUAUUAACCUCAAAAUAUAUUUAUUGAAUAUAUUACAAAAAUUAAAAAGACAAUAAGUUAAUCAUCAUGCAUAAAGCUAUUUCAAGGAUAUUGUUUUAUGAGAAACACAGUUCUAUUUGUUUUUCAUAUAAUUCAAUGCAACGUUAUGUUACACAAAUAGAAAAUAAUGACGAUAAGAAAGGAAAAGUGUCUAACCUAAAAAAAUAUUGGUUAGACAAAUAUGUUAAUUAUAUAAAAAGUUAUGAAGCAACGUUAAGUAAAAAUUUUCCUAAAACAAUGGGCUUAUAUCGUAUGUUUGUUUAUGGUACACAAAAUUAUAUAUCUGAUUUAAAAGUUUAUCUAGUCAUAUUAAAGAAACAUAGUUUAGAUGGGUUAGAUAGUUUAACUAGAGAUGAAAUUCAAUUAGCACAUUCAAUACACAAAGAUGUAAUUAAAGCUGCACCAGUCAUUUUAAUAUCCCUAAUACCUUUUACAAAUUAUGCCAUCAUUCCAUUGGCAUAUUUCUUUCCACGACAAAUGUUGACCCAUCAUUUUUGGACACCAGAACAAAAGAUUGAUUUUACGCUUUAUUAUUAUUCACAAAGAUUUAAAUACAGUAGACCAUUAUUUCAUUGUAUGGAAAGUAAAGCUAAUCAUAUAAAUGAUCAAAUAUUAAAAACUAAGUGGAGUGGAAUAAUUGCAUGUUUGGGUAGUGGUGGACAACCAACAGUUGAAAGUAUGGUAUCUUGUAUAGCUUUAUUUGCAAGUUCACCAUAUUCAUUGGAUACUCUUGAAAGUAAACAUAUGAAUAAGCUGCUUGGUAUUCAUGAAUUGUCUGUGUGGAAACCAUUUAGAAAACAACGUUUGAAAGAAAGGGGUUUGUUAAUAAAACGAAUGGAUGAUGCUAUCAUUAAAGAAGGAGGUGUAAAUACAAUGUCUGUAGAAUCAUUGAGUUGGGCGGUAUCUUUCAGAGGAUUAAAUUCUGUAAAUAUGUCGACAGAAAGUAUGAAAGAUUGGCUGGAACAAUGGAUAUUAUUGUCAACGUCAGUUGAUAAUUCUACUUUGUCAUUAUUAUUGCAUGGUCCAAUUUUAUUAGCUUAUAAUCAUAUUAAUAAUUUAAAGCUUUUGUAUAAUAAAUAAAAUAAUACUUA